AUUAAUUUAGAUGGUUCUUUAGUUUCCCACUGAUCUCCGUGAUUGGCGCGUGAACUCUGUCAAAAAUUUGUUAAAGAAAUCACACAAACUUACUAAAUUUAGCAUUCAUCAUCAUCAUGUCAUCAUCUUCUCCACUCCAUCAACAAACUCAGAUCUGAAUCCCCCAUAAUCCCAUACACGCACCCUCACAUUAUUUCUAUGAGUCGAACGCCACAAAAUCUCGAGUUUCAAGAAUGGUGGAACAAGCAAUGCCAAUCCCUCUACAGAAACAACCCCACCGACCACGUCACCACUCCACCCGCCACCUCAGCCACCCUGGACCGAGGCCACACGCGCAACGCGCGGCAGCUCUCAUUUCUCUGGCGACUCAAGCUCCAGCAGCUGGCGACUUCACUCGCGUGGAUGACACACGCUUUCAUCCACUUCCUCCGCACUGCAAAUCGGAGAAUACUGACUAGUAAAGACUCGCAGUCCGAUGCGACGUCGUCUAAGCUUUAUAAAAUCAUCAGAGUGUUCUUGAUUGUUGUGAUAUUGCUACUGUGUUUCGAGCUGGUUGCGUAUUUUAAAGGGUGGCAUUUGAGCGCGUCGGUGUCGGCGGGGGUAGGAUCGGCAUACGAAAUAUGGAUUGAGAUUAGGGGCGGUUAUUUGGCGCCGCCGUUGCAGAGUUUGACGAACGUGUGUAUAGUGUUGUUUAUAAUACAGUCAGUGGAUAGGCUUGUGCUGGUGUUAGGGUUUUUCUGGAUAAAAUUGAGGAAAUUGAAGCCGGAGAUAGUAUUGAAGAAGAGUGUAGAUUGUUACUCUGAUUAUGAGAAUGUGAAUGGGGAAAAUGUAGAGGAUUAUUACCCGAUGGUUUUGGUUCAGAUUCCUAUGUGUAAUGAGCGGGAGGUAUAUCAACAAUCAAUUGCAACAGUUUGUAUUCAGGAUUGGCCAAAGGAGAGAAUGCUUGUGCAAGUCUUAGACGAUUCUGAUGAUUUGGAUGUUCAACUGCUUAUUAAGGCAGAAGUGGUAAAAUGGCAACAAAGGGGUGUACACAUAUUGUAUAGGCAUCGUCUUAUACGGACAGGCUACAAGGCAGGGAAUCUCAAAUCUGCAAUGAACUGUGAUUAUGUGAAAGAUUAUGAAUUUGUGGCAAUCUUUGAUGCAGAUUUUCAGCCAGGACCUGAUUUCUUGAAGAAAACUAUUCCUUACUUCAAGGGGAAUGAUGACCUAGCAUUGGUCCAAACAAGAUGGACCUUUGUGAACAAGGAUGAGAACUUGCUUACUAGACUACAGAACAUAAAUUUGACUUUUCAUUUUGAGGUCGAGCAACAGGUCAACGGUCAUUUCAUUAAUUUCUUUGGUUUUAAUGGAACUGCUGGUGUAUGGAGAAUUAAAGCCCUUGAGGAUUGUGGUGGGUGGCUGGAACGGACAACUGUUGAAGACAUGGAUAUUGCUGUUCGUGCGCACCUUUGUGGAUGGAAGUUUAUAUAUCUUAAUGAUGUUAAGUGCCUUUGUGAACUUCCAGAGUCCUAUGAAGCAUACAAGAAACAGCAGCACCGUUGGCAUUCAGGUCCAAUGCAGCUAUUUCGGAUGUGCUUUGUUGACAUACUUCGAUCAAAGGUGAGUUGGGGCAAGAAAGCAAAUUUGAUAUUUCUGUUCUUCCUAUUGAGGAAGGUUAUCCUACCGUUUUAUUCCUUCACUCUAUUCUGCAUCAUAUUACCACUAACCAUGUUCCUACCAGAAGCUCAGUUACCAGCCUGGGUUGUUUGUUAUAUUCCGGGCAUCAUUUCCAUCUUGAAUAUUCUUCCAGCACCACAGUCAUUCCCAUUUAUAGUCCCCUAUCUUUUAUUUGAAAACACCAUGUCUGUGACCAAAUUCAAUGCCAUGAUAUCAGGUUUGUUUCGAUUUGGAAGUUCGUAUGAAUGGAUUGUUACAAAGAAGUUGGGGAGAUCAUCAGAGGCAGACUUAGUUGCCUUUGCUGAAAAGGAAACGAAUCCUUUGGCCAAUCAAACUACUAGUCUCUAUAGAUCUUCUUCAGAGUCGGGGUUGAGUGAGCUGAAUAAGCUAGAAACAACCAAGAAAACGAUUAAAAAAAGAACGAAUCGUCUGUAUAGGAAGGAACUUGCUCUAGCGUUGAUAUUGUUAACUGCCUCGAUGAGAAGCUUGUUAUCCGCGCAAGGAAUUCACUUUUAUUUCCUCCUGUUUCAAGGUAUCAGUUUUCUGGUUGUUGGUCUUGAUUUGAUUGGAGAACAGGUCAGUUAACCACAUCGUCUAGGGUAUGGCCUGAAACAUAGUUCCGCAAUCCCGUCGGUUCAUCACAGCAAAAUUUGUAAAUUAGAGACGGCGAGAUUGAAACAUACUCAUUGGUUGUCUACGAUUGAAGCAAUUUCAUUCAUUUGAGUUUGGAAAAUUGUACACUAUUUAUUCUUUAUAUGGAGAAGGAUGAUUGUGGUUGUGAGUCAUCUAUUGUUGUUGCAGAAUAUUGGGGGUGAGAAAAUUCAGAAUUUGUGCUGGACAUUGGUCUUUUUUUUCCUAUUUUGUAGGUCCAGAUUUUUUGGUUCAUAGUGUAAGAAAAAAUAUACAUAUGCAUGCCUAGGUUAGAAUAAGGCAUUCACUAUUAGCUCAUUAUAUUUGAUAUUCUUAUUCUUUAAGUUUGUUUUUUUCGCAGAUUCGUUGAUUGUAGCAAUGUAUUACAUAAUUAUUUGUGUUUAAA
Mercurialis annua (annual mercury) is the source of this 2692-nucleotide messenger RNA. RefSeq names its product probable xyloglucan glycosyltransferase 6. The record is from RefSeq and is a predicted model, not a curated record. The transcript has 5 exons. The coding region runs from base 199 to 2241 and encodes 680 amino acids. Gene Ontology annotation, molecular function: glycosyltransferase activity. Gene Ontology annotation, cellular component: Golgi apparatus. Lineage: Eukaryota; Viridiplantae; Streptophyta; Magnoliopsida; Malpighiales; Euphorbiaceae.